UGAUAAUAUCACACACAAAAAAAGAAAACACGACCGCAUCGGAGAAAAGGUCUCUUCCCUCUUUCCAUGGCUGAGGUCUCGGAGAAUGCGCAGAGCCACGCCGGAGACUCCUCCGACGUCGAAUCCGCCGCCGCCACUUCCGGUGGUGGCCACGGCGGUUCCCGGCGGCCGGUCAACUCUCAGGCCCUAUUAUCUGUAUCCUUUGUCCAAAAGCUAAUCGGAGAAUUUAUCGGAACAUUCGCGCUGGUAUUCGCGGGAUGCUCGGCGAUCGUGGUGAACGAGAGAUACGGAAAAGCCGUGACGUUGCCGGGGAUAGCUUUGGUAUGGGGACUCACCGUAACGGUCAUGAUCUACUCCAUCGGGCACGUCUCCGGCGCCCAUUUCAACCCAGCGGUUUCCGUUGCCUUUUUCUCUUCCAAAAACUUCCCUCUCAAACAGGUACCGGGGUACAUAGCGGCUCAAGUCCUCGGCUCGACGGUCGCAGCCGGGAUUUUACGGCUGGUGUUCGACCUGAACGAUGACGUUUGCGGCGGGAAGGGCGACGUUUUCGUCGGGACGUACCCUUCCGGGUCCAAAACUACGUCGUUUGUGAUGGAGUUCGUGGCGACGUUUAACCUGAUGUUCGUCAUAUCGGCCGUCGCCACCGACAAGCGAGCUGCCGGCCCCUUCGCCGGCGUCGCUAUCGGUUCCACCGUCGUCCUCGACAUCCUCUUCUCCGGGCCUAUUUCGGGUGCAUCUAUGAAUCCGGCAAGAAGCCUGGGUCCUGCAAUUGUAUGGGGAUGUUACGAUAAUUUAUGGAUAUACAUAAUUUCUCCGGUGGUCGGCGCAAUCUCCGGCGCGUGGGCCUACGACUUAUUGAGACGGACCGACAAAUCGUUCCGGGAAAUUAUUCGUACGGACUGCCGGAAAGUUUCAUCGGAAAGACGCCGGAAAGAUGACGUCAUCUGUUUGUUGAAAGUGAUCGACCCGAUCGAUCAUAAGUAUUUUAUAUGUUCGUCGAAUUCUGAUAUCGACAAGGAAUGUAAUGUCACGUGUAAAUUCGACUAAGAUUAAUUUCAUAAUUAUCAAACAUGUUUUUUUUUAAAUAAAU
Molecule: messenger RNA, 1090 nt
Organism: Tarenaya hassleriana
Lineage: Eukaryota; Viridiplantae; Streptophyta; Magnoliopsida; Brassicales; Cleomaceae
Product: aquaporin NIP3-1
Exons: 5
Coding region: 67-1047 (326 amino acids)
Biological process (GO): transmembrane transport
Cellular component (GO): membrane
Molecular function (GO): channel activity
Source: RefSeq, a predicted model, not a curated record